UAGAAAAAUAAAAAUGAAGACUUGGCUGUAUGGGCUUUUGACCCCUUUGCCUGUCCAGAUGGACGAACAGAACCAAAAAAAAAAUCUCUUUGAUUGUAAUUUACAUUUUCCCGCCGAAUGUGACAGUGAAUUGUGAAAGCUUCUCAAUCACUAACAAAAUGGCCUCAAGACUCUUUAUUAAAAAACCUAAACACUUAUUAGCUAAAAUAGCAAAUGAAAUAGCUCCAUGUGCAUUUUGUCAGAGAGAAGUGGACGAUGAACUCUUGUAUGGAAAGUUGUAUUCAUUUGGAGAUAUUCACUGUCAUUACUUUUGUGUGUUGUUAUCUUGCUGCCUGCUUCAAAAAGGUGAUGAUGUGGAUGGUCUGUUUGGUUUCCUGUACCCAGACGUCCUUGUGGAAAUUGAAAGAAGUAAAAAGCAUAAAUGUUCCUACUGCCACCAGGAGGGAGCCUCACUGGGAUGUUCGGUGAAAAAGUGCAAGAAGCAGUUCCAUCUGCCCUGCGGCAGGGAGAAGAAUGCCUUGUCUAUGUUCUAUGGCAAUUACAAAUCAUACUGCCAACAGCAUGCUCCAAAACAGACAAUUAAUGCUGAGAUUAUGGAGAAAGUUAAAGAAAGACGGAAGAAAUUAAGAGCGGGGCUACACGAAGGUGAUGAUAAUGAAAUCUUGUGCGUGAUUUGCUACGAGGCGGUAGACUCUUUCCCUACGCCGAACACUUUCUGGCCGCCAUGCUGCGCGCGAGACGCAUGGUUCCACAGGUCAUGCUUACAGCGGAUGGCUUUGAGUGCCGGCAUGCAUUAUCUCAAAUGUCCUCUAUGCAACGCCAAAGAGCAGUUCUACGACGCGGUCAUCAAGCAAGGAUACUACGUUCCAGACCGAGACGCAGCGUGGGAGUUGGAACAGAACGCGUUCUCGGAGAUCUACGAACGGAAUAUAUCUUGUGGAUGGAGUGAGUGUGUGUGUCCCUCCGGAAGAGACUACGAUGUUGAGAACGGGCCAUCAGGUUCUGGUGCUACAUUCCAAAGCACCACAAUUGUGUAUGAAGAUAAAGGUAAGAAAGAGCUAAAUAAUUUCGUGUUGGAUUCUGCUCCGGUGAUAGAAGAAAUGAAGAAAAUCUUUAAGAAACCCAAGCCGUUGGUUGCCAAGAAGAAAAUUAUUGCGUAA
Messenger RNA from Leptidea sinapis, 1160 nucleotides. RefSeq names its product PHD finger protein 7-like. Bases 159 to 1160 code for a protein of 333 amino acids. Lineage: Eukaryota; Metazoa; Arthropoda; Insecta; Lepidoptera; Pieridae. Gene Ontology annotation, cellular component: nucleus. The transcript has 9 exons. The record is from RefSeq and is a predicted model, not a curated record.